AUGGCAGUCGUCAUCUUGGCGAUGGUGCUGCUGAUGGUGGGUGGUUGCGCCCACGGAUGGCUAAUCUGGAGACAUCAGUUGGGAGGUGCCCGAUAUGUGCUGGCGCCUAUGGUGAAUGGCUCGGAGUUGCCUUUCCGGCUGCUUGUUCGGCGCGCGAACCAGGGUGCGGUGCAGCUUUGCUAUUCCCCAAUGUUGUACUGCAGCAAAGUACUGCAGGAUGCUUCGGAUGGACUACUUUGGCAGCACUUUCUCACAGACUCUGACGAGGACCGGCCUCUAAUCGUUCAGUUGGCCUCGAACAACCCAAAAGAGCUGGCGGCUGCUGCGAAGAUCGUGGCGCCGUUUUGCGACGGAGUUUGCCUGAACCUGGGCUGUCCGCAGUGGUUCGCAGAGCGCUGCCAACUGGGUGCGUUCCUGUUGGAGAAGCCCGCCCUUUGCGCUGAUCUCAUCGCUGCCCUCGCCGGGGCUCUCGGAGGAGCAAAGAAAGCCGUUUGCUGCAAGAUUCUUUUGCUGGACGGGGAGACCGCGCAAGAGCGGCAGGUGAGGACUGUGACCCUCGCGCAGCAGCUGGCUGCUGCAGGAUGCACCCUCCUGGCCAUUCACGGCCGCACGCGGGCGCAAAAAAACGAUGGGCCCGUGGACUACGUGGCCAUCCGUGAGGUCCAAGCUGCCGUGGAUAUUCCUGUGCUAGUCAAUGGAGGCAUCACGUGUCGAUCGCACGCAGAUGCAGUGCUGCAGCAAACCGGAUGUGCCGCAGCAAUGAUUGCCACUGCAUUUCUGGCAGAUCCGAGCCUCCUGCGCACGGAUGUCACGCAAGGGAGCUCCCCCGCGGCCGGCGCCUGCGAGCACGCCCGCCGCUACUUGGAUCUUUGCUGCGAAGUGGAUGGCCCGGAUCAGCCAUGGGCGCAGCUCCCGCUUCAUCUCGGACAUUUACUGAAGGGGUUUCUUCGAGAGAAGGAGGCCGCAGAUCCUGCAAAGCGCACUGGUCGCUACGAGUUCCUCAAGCGGCUCUCGAAGGGAGAUCCUCCCGAUGGCUUCACUCCCUGCCGACUAGAGGAGGCCACGCUGCUGCUGCGGAAUUUCGAGAUCUUCCUUGGCUUGCGCCAGGGCAAAGAAAGGUCGUUUAAGCAGAUCUGGCGUGAAGCCGCCAAGAUGCGUGCGGCAUCAAAAAAAGUGGCUUUGGAAGGUGCUCGCCUGGCCAUCCGUGCCCGUGAUGUCGGUGAAAUGCUCGACCCUCAGAAAAGCAGUUGGCAGCACUGCCAAAUUGCCGUUAGGAUCUCGUUCCUCAGACGCUUAGACAUGGCCCGGCAGUUGCUUCUGUCGAUGCUGGCGGUGACCUUGCCGGCUGAAGCAUCUGAGGCACCCGAGACCUGUGCGACAGCUUGGGUCCAAUGCGGCGGCACCGGAUGGACGGGCCCGACGUGCUGCGACUCUGGCUUCAGCUGUUCCCAGAUGAACUCCUGGUAUUCCCAUUGUGUGCCGAAGGAGUCCAUUCCAGAACAGACACAACCUGUUUCUCUAGCCGCUUCCGAGAUGGUUGACGAUGAGUGCUAUCACAUGUUCAGCGAGCUCAGCUUCAAUACCCUGGUCCAGUCUUUUCCGCAUAACCCUGACAGUGAAGCUAAAGCUUACGUCGACUGCAAGCUCUGCAGCCGUAGUGGCAUGCAGUGCACGGCCAAUGUCUUCGGUGGUCGCACUCAGCUCGUUGCAUCGCACAUUCACCUGGCCUCCGACGGAGAUGGUGAGAAUGGUUCAGGCCCUCCAGUGAUCAACUUCUGCGGGGACAACGGUCCUGGAAUGAUUGCUGAUGGCAGCCACUACAAGUCCCCUUGUGCUCACUAUAAGAACCGUGCUGCCGUGAUGUCCAUGACGGGCAACUUCGUGGACGCGCAGAAUGCUGGCUUCACGUUGGGAUCCCGGUUGAAAGACAUUGCUUCCAAUCCUUCGAAGUAUUAUUUCAACUUCCAUUCCAUUGCUAGCUGGACGCACUGGCAGUUCGAGGGCAAGGGUCCGGUGGGAAUGUGCCGCGGCGUGAUGCAGAUGAGUCAGAGGAGGACAUCGCUUGUACAGUCGAUUCCCUCGUUCGAUGUGAUGGUAAAGAUUCACUCGAAGGGGGAUCGGAGCACCGGAAGGAUCUCGUUCCUCAGACGCUCAGUCAUGGCCCGGCUGUUGCUUCUGUCGAUGCUGGCGGUGACCUUGCCGGCUGAAGCGUCUGAGGCACCCGAGACCUCCAAUGCGGUGGCACCGGAUGGACGGGGGUCCAUUCCAGAACAGACACAACCUGUUUCUCUAGCCGCUUCCGAGAUGGUUGACGAUGAGUGCUAUCACAUGUUCAGCGAGCUCAGCUUCAAUACCCUGGUCCAGUCUUUUCCGCAUAACCCUGACAGUGAAGCUAAAGCUUACGUCGACUGCAAGCUCUGCAGCCGUAGUGGCAUGCAGUGCACGGCCAAUGUCUUCGGUGGUCGCACUCAGCUCGUUGCAUCGCACAUUCACCUGGCCUCCGACGGAGAUGGUGAGAAUGGUUCAGGCCCUCCAGUGAUCAACUUCUGCGGGGACAACGGUCCUGGAAUGAUUGCUGAUGGCAGCCACUACAAGUCUCCUUGUGCUCACUAUAAGAACCGUGCUGCCGUGAUGUCCAUGACGGGCAACUUCGUUGACGGGCAGAAUGCUGGCUUCACGUUGGGAUCCCGGUUGAAAGACAUUGCUUCCAAUCCUUCGAAGUAUUACUUCAACUUCCAUUCCAUUGCUAGCUGGACGCACUGGCAGUUCGAGGGCAAGGGUCCGGUGGGAAUGUGCCGCGGCGUGAUGCAGAUGAGUCAGAGGAGGUUGGGCUCUGUGCUCGUUUAG
Molecule: messenger RNA, 2847 nt
Organism: Symbiodinium sp. CCMP2592
Lineage: Eukaryota; Dinophyceae; Suessiales; Symbiodiniaceae
Source: the annotation of a GenBank genome assembly